Ricinus communis (castor bean) is the source of this 7302-nucleotide messenger RNA. RefSeq lists its product as uncharacterized. Gene Ontology annotation, cellular component: nuclear pore inner ring. The coding region runs from base 272 to 6187 and encodes 1971 amino acids. NCBI's taxonomy places the organism in Eukaryota, Viridiplantae, Streptophyta, Magnoliopsida, Malpighiales, Euphorbiaceae. The record is from RefSeq and is a predicted model, not a curated record. The transcript has 32 exons. Gene Ontology annotation, molecular function: structural constituent of nuclear pore. Gene Ontology annotation, biological process: protein import into nucleus; RNA export from nucleus.
GGUCCUCGCACCUUCAAACAAUUUAAAUCCUUGGGUCACGCACACUGCCCCAGCGUAAUAGUACCCUAGCAAAAAGCCACGGUUGCUAAGCUGAAGUGAAGCACGCUUUAAAACGUAGAGUUCUCCCUCUCAGCUCAGACAAAAAUCUUUAAAAGCGCGAAAAAAAUCAAAUCAAAUUGCACAAUACACCUGAUUAAUCUUCUCCUCUUUUCUACUGCUGCUUCUCCUUCUUCUUCCUCUCCUAGGGUUCAAUCCCAUUUCUCAUAAUAAAAUGUCUAACCCUAAGUCUGUUGAUCCCUCCCUCUGGUGGGACCCCUUCACUUCCAUUCUCACUGACCUCGAAAACGCUCCUCUCUCAUCUCAACUCCCUCCUUCCAUAGAGAAGAAGCUAAAGCGAAAUCAUGCUUGGUUCGUGGAUACAGUCUCUCGAUUCAAGCCACCAAAUGCAGAAUCGAGACAGGCUUUGAUUUCGAAGCAAGUGAAAGUUGGUUCUCAUGAAUUGAUUAUAAAGCCUGAAUUGAAAGAUAAGGCUUUGCAUAUUAGUUCUUAUUUGUCUUUAGACGAGGUACAGUCGUACAUUCUUGUGGAAAGGUCUCUCGAGAGCCAUGGUUUAGCUGUUGAUUCCAUAGUUGAAGAAUAUCUUCAUGUGGUUUUGCUUGAGUAUUACAUUGAGCGACAGUGCCUGCUGAAGUGUAUCAGACAGAUUCUCCUUCAUGCUUUAUACUUUGGUAUUAGCUCAAAAGGAGAAAAUGUCAUCAGGGAUGAGGCAAAGAAGCUGAUUUCUGAUGGAUUAGAGCGGAAGUUAAUCUCUAUUCUGCAGGACCUGUUAUCCUCUAGUCCUCCUGAAGAGAUGGAUGUUGAUCUUUUUACUUUGUGGGCUGAGGGGACACUGAUUGAAGAUAAUUUGGUUUUGGACAUUCUCUUCCUCAUUUAUUACGAGUCAUUUUGCCUUUGCAAUGGUGAAACAUGGACAAAGCUAUGCUCACUUUACAAGGGGAUCUUAUCUGGGUCUUAUAACUUCGGAAAGUUGGCAAUAUCAAGUGAAGCGCUGAAGUCUUCUCAUCAAGCCAAAGUCCAGUUACUACUUAUCCUUAUGGAAACCUUAGACUUGGAAAAUCUUCUUCAAUUGGUUCAUGAUGAAACCCCUUUCAGGCCGGGUGCUUCUUUAUUUUCCAUAGCUGAUAUUCAACAGAUGGAUGUGUUGGUAUCUAGUUUUAAUGCUUAUGAAACGAAAGAAGCUGGUCCAUUGAUACUUACAUGGGCAGUAUGUCUCUGUCUAAUUACAUCACUUCCUAAAAAAGAAGAACAUAAUGUGCUAAUGGAGAUUGAUCAUGUUGGUUAUCUUCGCCAAGCGUUUGAAAGUGCAUCACUGAAUUAUUUUCUUGAAAUUCUUGAUAGUGAUUUGCUAAAGGAGUCAGAUGGACCCGUUGCUGGUUAUCGAAGUGUCUUAAGAACUUUUGUUUCGGCAUUUAUUGCAUCUUAUGAGAUUAAUCUUCAGUCGGACAAUGGUACCCUUAAUCUCAUAUUGGAUAUUCUUUGCAAAAUUUAUCGGGGAGAGGAGUCAUUAUGUAACCAGUUUUGGGACAAGGAAAGUUUUAUUGAUGGCCCUAUUCGAUGUCUUCUCUGUAGCUUAGAGGGUGAAUUUCCCUUCCGCACCGCAGAACUACUUCGCCUUUUAUCAUCCCUUUGUGAGGGGAGUUGGCCCACAGAAUGUGUGUUUAACUUUCUUGAUAAGUCUGUUGGUAUAUCGUCCUUGUUUGAAAUUACUAGCGAGUCAUUGGUGGACAACAUCUCACAAAUUGUUGAAACUAACUUACUAUUGCAUGUUCCUGGGGUGGAAGGUCUGUUUAUUCCCAAUAAAACUCGUGGACAUGUCUUGAAAGUUAUUGGUGGAAAUACUGCUAUUGUACGUUGGGAGUAUAAGCAAUCUGGCUUACUCAUUCUACUUCUGCGUUUGGCCCAAGAGCUGUAUUUAGAGAGCAAUGAUGAUGUUUUUCUCACUCUUGACCUUCUUAGUCGAAUGGUGUCUUUUAGCACGGCUGUAACUUUUUCUUUGAUGGACCUUGGCAACUCAUUUUAUUUUCAAGAUGCUGGAAUGAAUAGACAGAUGGAAAGGAAUUCAUGGGUGGUUGACAUUAUUUGUGCGGUAAUAAAAAAUUUAUCUCCUACUUCUGCUGGUGCUGCAGUGAUGUCCAUGGGUGUCAGUAUUUUGGCAAAGAUGUUGAAGUGUUCUCCAUCUCAUGUUGCUGCUGCUGCUCUGAAAUCAAAUAUAUUCGAGAUGACCUUAAAGACAAGCAUGUACGAUGUUGGCUAUGAUGGCAUACCAACUAACAUUAGAGGGUCAUGGAUGCUUCCUGGGAAACUGGCAAAAAUGCUCUUAAUAGACUGUGAGCAGAAUGACUUUGAGAAUCCUUUAACAAUUUCAGUGCUGGAGUUUACCAUGCGGCUGGUGGAGACAAGAUUAGAUAAUGAUCUUGUUCUAGCUUUAGUUGUUUUCUGUUUGCAGUAUAUUCUAAUUAAUCAUGAGCAAUGGAAAUACAAGGUGAAACUUGUUAGAUGGAGAGUAUCACUGAAGGUGUUGGAGUUGAUGAAAACAUGCAUCAUGUCUAUUUCAUUUUCUGAAAAAUCGAGUGCCGCUAUCCGCGACAUAUUACUAUGUGAUUCUUCUAUCCAUAGUGUAAUCUUUCGACUCAUAUGUACAACUAAACAAAGCUUGGAGAACCUUUAUGUCAGCCGGCUUGUUGAACUGGUCGACAUAGAUGGGUUUCAGUGUGCUAUCAGUUCUGCUUUAGAUAUUCUGUAUAUCAUGCUCUCCAAAUUUUCUGAGGAUCUCUCACCCGGUCUUCCUGUCUUUCACCAAGCAGUGCUGUCAUCUUCAACAAAACCGAUUCCUGUUGUUUCAGCUGUUAUGUCUUUGAUAUCAUUUACUCGCAAUCCUGAAAUACAGGUUGGGGCUGCUAAGGUAUUAUCUUCAUUGUUGAAUAUGGCAGAUUAUUUACAACCGUAUUUUUCUAGCAAUAUGUGUUUUGGUCUAGAUGAUGAGCAGAUUGCAGAUUUCAGGCAUUCAGUGAAAAGCACAUUGCUUGAACAAAUGGAUUGGAAUGAAGAUCUAUUUGUUGCUAUAGUCAACCUGCUUACUGCUGCAGCCAGUCAUCAGCCUCCUUUUCUUGUUGCCAUUUUAGCUCCAGAAGCUGUUACGGAAGUCCAAUCAAGUGAUACUGGUGUCUUGAAACAGUCAACGAGGGAAACUUCCAAUGGUUCCUUGCAAUCUCAUAAAUCAAGUCUGCUUGAUGCACUUAUGCAAAAUAUUGAAAAAGGCGGUGAUUUUAUCAACAGCAAUCCUCGUCUACUGGUUGUUGUACUUGAUUUCCUAAAGGCAUUGUGGCAAGGUGCUGCUCAGUAUAUAAAUAUUUUGGAGAGCCUAAAGAGUUUUAGACUGUUCUGGAAGAAACUGUCCAACUGUAUUUCAUUAAUAACUAGCUCAGAAAGGCCUGUGCUUGAAAAUCUGACCGAAAAGGAUGCUCAAAGCUUGGCAUACAAAUACCGCUGUCAAUCUGUCAUAUUGGAAAUAAUGGCAUAUGAGAUGUUUCUGAAGAAAAAGCUAUUACAUGCUGAAUCACUUUUAAAAGAGGUCCCUCGGUCUAAGGGCAACACAGAAAAUGCAGUGAACUUGGAAAAAUCAAAAUCUGCAAAUGAUUGUGAUUUGAAGGAUAUCAUGUCAAGUUGGUGUGACAUCUCUAUUUUAGGCAAUCUAAUCAAGUCAUAUACUUGCGAAUUUGACAAUGAAAUUUGUUAUCAUGCAAAGGUUGCUGCCACUUUGUUCGUUGUUCAAGUGAUGGUGAAAUUAGGAUCUAGUGAUGCUGGAAGUUUGUCUAUUUCGUUACUUGAGAAGAUCCGAGUCACAUUUGAAAGUUUAACCUGUCAGCCAGCCUUUUCUGAACUGUUGGCUCAAUACUCACAACGGGGCUACAGUGAGGGGAAGGAACUAAAAGGUCUAAUUCUCAAUGAUCUCUAUUAUCAUUUACAAGGCGAGCUUGAAGGCCGUAAAAUGGGUCCUGGGCCAUUCAAAGAACUCUCUCUGUUUUUGGUUGAAUCAAAAUGUUUGCAGAUAUACCAACAAAAGUACAGUGAUGAAUGUUUGGCAGAUGUAAAAGAUAUCUACUUGUAUGACCUCAUUCGUAUAAAAACAGAUUUGGGAUUAGAUAUGUGGGAUUAUACAGAGUGGAAAGAAUAUAAAGCAAUUGCAGAAACAAUGUUGGGUUGCAUGCAGCAAAUGAAUUCAAUGGUUAUUCUUUCAAGUUCAAAGCUUUCUAUGCUGAAAGCAUUGAUAACUGUCUUGACUAUGUAUGAAGGGAAUUUGCUGGAGAAAAAGGCCACUACUGGCGGGAGGAUCUCUGAUCAACUCUUCUUGUCAUGCAUUGACCACAUGUGCCGAUGUUUUCAUGUCACGGUGGAAUCGUUGGCCCCAGUGCUUGAUGCCUCUGAAGAGAUUCUGAAUUGCGUUUGGACACAAGCAGAAUUACUUCUUCAUCUUGUAAGAUUAGCACAAGGCAGCAUUACUUUACCUGCUUGUGCCCUUGUUUUGAAAACCUCUGGUGUUGGCCUCAAAGCAAUGACUGACUUCAGGUCAUCCAUUAGUAGGGUUGGAAAAACAGUGAAGAUCUUGCUUAUGCUGCUUCUCUUUGCACUGGAGUUCAGUAAAAUUCCAGAUAAGGAAUCUGAAGGCUUUGCAGAGAUUUCAAAUGUCUGCCUUGGAUUAUUGCCUAUUCUAUGUGAAUGCACUACUGAUGAGCAUUGUGGUCUCUCCUUAACAACCAUUGACUUGAUACUCAAAAGUUUUUUGACACCAAAGACUUGGUUCCCCAUCAUACAGAAACAUCUUCAGUUGCUGCAUGUUAUUCUGAAGCUUCAUGAAGAUAAUUCUCCUGCAUCCAUUCCAAUUAAAUUGAAAUUCCUUCUGACUCUGGCACGUGUGAGAGAAGGUGCUGAAUUGCUUCUUAGUGCUGGCUUUCUAUCAUCUCUUCAGGUGUUAUUUGGCAAUUUAUUAGAUGGUAGACCUUCCACAAUGACUGUUAGCAACAUUGGCUUCCUGAAAUCGUCUGAAAAGGAUGACAAGUCUCAACACAUUUGGGGGCUUGGCUUGGCAGUGGUCACAGCUAUGGUUCAUUCUUUGAAAGACAGCUCUUGUACGCAUGUCAUGGAAAAUGUAAUACCAUACUUAUUUUCAGAGAAAGCAAAUUUGAUUUCUUAUUAUCUUGACGCGCCUGAUUUUCCAUCUGAUAACCAUGACAAGAAAAGAUCACGGGCGCAGAGAACUCAAACUUCUUUGAAUGCUCUCAAGGAAACAGAGCAUACUCUCCUUUUUAUUUGCACUCUAGCAAAACACUGGAACGUCUGGGUUAAAGCCAUGAAAGAAAUGGAUUCACAGUUGAGAGAAAAAAGUGUCCACCUAUUGGCUUUUAUUAGCCGAGGAACUCAUCAUCUUGGAGAAUCUACUAGUAGAAUGUCCCCGCUCUUAUGUCCUCCUAUGUCCAAAGAGGAAUUUGAGUGCUGCAAUAAACCAUCAUUUAUAAACAGCAGGAAUGGAUGGUUUGCACUUUCACCUAUCUGUUGUGCACCAAAGCCCAAACCUUCCGCUGUCUCAGCUACCAGUACUGCUCUUGCAAUCAAGAGUCAAUCAACUGAAAUUACAGGUCCUGUGUCUCCAUCAUAUUUCUCGGACCUAGUUGGCUUGCAGAUUUAUCGAAUUGCAUUUCUUCUAUUGAAGUUUCUCUGUUUAGAAGCAGAGGGCUCUGUUAAAAGGUCAGAGGAACUAGGAUUUGUCGAUCUUGCUCAUAUUCCUGAGCUUCCAAUGCCUGAGAUAUUACAUGGCUUGCAGGAUCAAGCAAUUACUGUUGUUUCUGAAAUCUGUAAUGCGAACAAGUUGAAGCAAGUUCAUCCUGAAAUCCAAGACAUCUGUCUCAUGCUGCUUCAAAUAAUGGAGAUGGCAUUGUAUUUAGAGCUUUGUGUUCUGCAGAUAUGUGGAAUAAGACCUGUACUAGGACGUGUGGAGGAUUUCUCGAAAGAAAUCAAAUUGCUAUUAAAUGCAAUGGAGGGGCAUGCUUUCUUGAAAUCAUCUAUAAGAUCCUUGAAACAGAUCGUAUCACUAGUCUAUCCCGGAUUAUUACAAACUGAAGGUCUCUUGUGAAAUACUUGGCAGAGAUAGGUGAACUGUAGUAGGUUUAGAGAGAGAAUGAAAAUGUAGGCAUAGAAGACAGACAUUUUGCUACUCUUAAAGGUACGAGUAAUUUCUGUUACCUCCUUUCAGUUCCAGCCUUCUCUUCCAGCCACUCCUUUUUGUGAUUGAAAGGAGAUUUUUUUGUUUCUUUCUAACAAAGAUAUGCAGCAUAUGCUCACCAGGAAGAGGGAAUGUAUAUUUGGCGACAUUCAUCAUUGUUAUCAUGCGAUAAUUGAAUUAUUUGCAAGUCCUUUUUUUGUUCCUCUUCAACUUCUGCUUAGAAGGGCCCUGCCCCUUCCCAUCAAGCGUCACAUGCUCUAAAGAAUUUAGUACUUCUAUUUUGACAUAUUGCUUCGAUCGUUAAAUUACCAUAAUUCCAAACAAGCAGAUAGGAGUUGAACUAGGCUGCCAUUAUCCAGAGAGACAAUAAUACGUCUCCCAUUGCGUGUCUUCCUUCUGUUGUCUGUCACCUACUUUUAUCUGUUGUAGGGGUGAUUAAAUGGAAACGGGUAAUUUACACUGUUGGGAUUUUUAGUUUUACAUUUCUUGGUGAACAGCAAUGUUUUGAUGAGUUUGAGGUUCUGCCAUGGCAAAAAUUGCUUUUGCUUGAUAAUCUUUCACAGCUUAUAAUGUUAUUUUGCUGAUGAGAACUUUAUAAAGAAACACACUGGACGUGGUGUAUUAUCUAUGGCAAGUUCUGGUCCUGGAACUAAUGGGUCUCAGUUUUUCAUCUGUACUGCUAAAACUGAGUGGCUUGAUGGUAAAAACACUUCAUGUUUGGUCGUGUUGUCAAGGGUAUGCAUGUUAAGGCUUUUGAGAAGGUUGGCGCUUCCUCUAGUCGGACUUCUAAGCCUGUCAUUGCCGAAUGCGGCCAGCUUUCUAAGGUCUGACCUCUACUAGUUGUCCUCGGUGAUGGUGUUGGUGGCCUUUUUCCUUAUAAAUUUGGCUGUAUGUUUUCUGUUUUUGAGUUAAAUUUAGGAUCAUAUGGUGUUUGGGGGUUAAUGCCUGGGGUUUUAGCGAAUCUUCUACUUUUAUGUUGAUCAUGAAGUACCUUGUAAAUAAAAUGUCUUCCUUUUUUCUUUAAA